Messenger RNA from Sclerotinia sclerotiorum 1980 UF-70, 96 nucleotides. RefSeq lists its product with no specific name. The transcript has a single exon. The record is from RefSeq and is a predicted model, not a curated record. Lineage: Eukaryota; Fungi; Ascomycota; Leotiomycetes; Helotiales; Sclerotiniaceae. The coding region runs from base 1 to 96 and encodes 31 amino acids.
AUGGCUACUACAACAUUCGAUACUUUUACUGUAACUGGAGAAAAAAUGCUUCUCGAUGUGGUUUGGGAUACAUAUAACAAAACACUACAAGAAUAA